Perca fluviatilis (European perch) is the source of this 1165-nucleotide messenger RNA. RefSeq names its product regulator of G protein signaling 19 (gene rgs19). The transcript has 5 exons. Bases 197 to 949 code for a protein of 250 amino acids. The record is from RefSeq and is a predicted model, not a curated record. Lineage: Eukaryota; Metazoa; Chordata; Actinopteri; Perciformes; Percidae.
AAAACCCGAGCAGGAGGAGAGCAGCAGAAGGGGGGAGGAGGCGGACUCCUUCUUCUUCUUCCAAUACAGCGGCGCGGCGGCAGGAUAUUUAGAAAAAUAAAUCAAAAAAAAAAAAAAGAAAUCCACGCAACAACACUCCCCCACCUCCCCCCCCCCCCCGGGGCGGAGCGGCAGAGGAAAAAAAACACACACUCGGAUGUGCCUCCGAAAGCGCAGCGGAUACCGCCCUCCGGACCUUAUUAAUGCCAAGAUUUACACGGGUCCCAUCCCGGCCGAGCGAGGGGGCGAGCUGGCCAUGGGGGGAGGUCGCAGCGAGACCUCGGCACUGAGCGGGACGGGAGGGGGGCGGGGCAUGACCACUACCCACAAUUCCCAACGGCCCAACGCCUGCUGCUUCUGCUGGUGCUGCUGUUGCAGCUGCUCAUGUCUCACCGUCAGGAAUGAAGAGGAGCGACGGCGGCGGAGGAGGAGGAGGAGAAUAUCACAGGACACCAAGAUGGAAACCAUACCAAACUGUGAAGCUUGCACCAAACCCUCGGUGGAAGAGAUCCGGCUGUGGUCGCAGUCUUUCGACAAGCUGAUGAAGAACCCGGCGGGGCGGAACGUCUUCCGGGAGUUCCUGCGGACGGAGUACAGCGAGGAGAACAUGCUGUUCUGGCUGGCCUGCGAAGACCUCAAACAGGAAAUCAACAAGAGCGCCGUGGAGGAGAAGGCGCGCUCCAUCUACGAGGACUACAUCUCUAUACUGUCGCCAAAGGAGGUGAGUCUGGACGCCCGGGUUCGAGAGGUGAUCAACAAGAAGAUCCAGGACCCGACGCCUCACGUGUUUGAAGACGCCCAGCUACAGAUCUACACGCUGAUGCACCGGGACUCGUACCCGCGAUUCCUCUCCUCCAGCAUCUACAGGUCGCUCAUUCACGGUGGCUCACGUACCUCCUCCGAAUCCUAAGUCCCCACGCCAUCUUCUGGUCCUGCACUUCCAGGAUCCAUGCCGGACCAUUUUCCAUCGCUUCUUUAACCACGCUCCUCCCAGUUACAACACUCUCCACAAAACGAUCGGACGAUUCCUCGCCUCCUCACCUCACUCCUCCGAAUCCCACAUCUCUCAGAUCACUGCCACGACUUCCUUCUCAUUUCUUGUUUUCCCUUUUUAACUUUUAAUACU